Xenopus laevis (African clawed frog) is the source of this 1371-nucleotide messenger RNA. RefSeq names its product potassium channel, voltage gated subfamily E regulatory beta subunit 5 L homeolog (gene kcne5.L). NCBI's taxonomy places the organism in Eukaryota, Metazoa, Chordata, Amphibia, Anura, Pipidae. Gene Ontology annotation, molecular function: transmembrane transporter binding; potassium channel regulator activity; voltage-gated potassium channel activity involved in ventricular cardiac muscle cell action potential repolarization. The coding region runs from base 299 to 616 and encodes 105 amino acids. Gene Ontology annotation, biological process: monoatomic ion transport; potassium ion export across plasma membrane; ventricular cardiac muscle cell action potential. The record is from RefSeq and is a predicted model, not a curated record. Gene Ontology annotation, cellular component: voltage-gated potassium channel complex; membrane. The transcript is spliced from 2 exons.
CCCCCCCCCCCCCGGGAUCUCUCUAACGUAACCUACCCCAGAGACAAUGUGACCGCCCAAUCCAAAGCCCCUUUCACUAACCCCCUCCCCAGUCUCACAGCACACACAGGGGAAUGUGAUUAUUCACACAACAUCUGUAGAGGUUGAAUUGCACAUUUGUUUAGGCACUGGCAGAAGUAACCAUGGGACCAAAAGUGAUCUAGACAACUGCUGGACCAGUACAAGCUGUGGUUUCUUUACACUUGAGCAUUUGCAUCAUUGGUUUCUCUUUGGAUAAGAAUCAGCGGGCGCCAUAAACAUGAAUUGUAGUAAUACUUCUCGUCUCAGGAGUCUUUUGACUCAGCUUCUUCAGGAACUUGGCAAGACCAACAGCACAGUUCCCCCAAUGGAAGAAGAUGAUAACGAUGAUGCUUACUUGUACAUUCUACUCAUCAUGAUCUUCUAUGGCUGCCUGGCCGGGGGUCUUAUACUGGCUUAUACCAGAUCCAGAAAGCAAGAGUCCAAAAACGACCCUUAUCACCUCUACAUUGAAAGGGAAUGGAAUAAGAACAAGAACACACCCAAUAUAGUGGUGUAUGAGCAAAGGGGAAGUAUUGAAAGUGAAAACUUACUUUGAAAAGGUUCACUCGCAUCAGAGAUCCAAUAAGAGAUAUGAAGGCCAGCGAGUAGCAUGCUGCCACUCUGUAAAGAAGGGAACUCAUGAACUUUUGGCUUAAGGAAAUGCUCUUUUAUGCUCUAGAUAUCAAAUAUAAUGCAUAAUUGAAGGACGGAAAUGCAAUUGGGACAAUACCCAUUAUAAGCUAUAGCAUAAUACUAGAGACUAUCAGCGUCUUAUAGUGGAGAGGAGGUCUCACAGCCGCACCAGUUAUCAGCUUACUGGGAAUGGCCGCCCUAUGGAAUAUAGAAUAUGGUUACAGUAAAAAAGUGACAAUGAACUCUUAUCUGCUAUAUAUACUGUAGGGUCUGUUGGGAGCCUGGGAUACAUAUUCUCCUUAUUCGCGUACAAACCAUAAUUCAACUGCUUCUAGUGAAUGUAAUCAUCAAUAUGGUGGGGGGGGGGGUCCAGGCUAUAUAAAAAGCCAAAAUGUUUUGGAAGAAUUUGUGAUCAAAUGAUGCCAAUUUAACCAAAUUCCAGGGUCUGUUUUGUUUAUAGUGAGGUUCUAUAACAGGAACUAUAUGUAGUGGUUCUGUAAAUAAAACAUAUUGUCAUUGAGGUUUCUCAACAUGGCACCUGAAUGUAUCUGACUAUUUUCAUAUUUUCUAUGCGUGUGAGGUAAAUGCUGUCCACAUUGCAGAAAUCAUGGCCUCUGGUGGUAAAAACGAUCGAGCCUUAUUGGGUGAAUUUACUCAAUAAAGGGUUGUAGUUAAAAA